Molecule: messenger RNA, 1428 nt
Organism: Knipowitschia caucasica
Lineage: Eukaryota; Metazoa; Chordata; Actinopteri; Gobiiformes; Gobiidae
Source: the annotation of a GenBank genome assembly
AUGCCCUACAAGAGCCCAGAGUCCAUGCCCUACAAGAGCCCAGGGUCCAUGCCCUACACAAGCCCAGGGUCCAUGCCUUACACGAGCCCAGGGUCCAUGCCCUACACGAGCCCAGGGUCCAUGCCCUACAAGAGCCCAGAGUCCAUGCCCUACAAGAGCCCAGAGUCCAUGCCCUACAAGAGCCCAGGGUCCAUGCCCUACACAAGCCCAGGGUCCAUGCCUUACACGAGCCCAGGGUCCAUGCCCUACACGAGCCCAGGGUCCAUGCCCUACAAGAGCCCAGAGUCCAUGCCCUACAAGAGCCCAGGGUCCAUGCCCUACACGAGCCCAGGGUCCAUGCCCUACACGAGCCCAGGGUCCAUGCCCUACACGAGCCCAGGGUCCAUGCCCUACACGAGCCCAGGGUCCAUGCCCUACACGAGCCCAGGGUCCAUGCCCUACAAGAGCCCAGAGUCCAUGCCCUACAAGAGCCCAGGGUCCAUGCCCUACACGAGCCCAGGGUCCAUGCCUUACACGAGCCCAGGGUCCAUGCCCUACACGAGCCCAGGGUCCAUGCCCUACACGAGCCCAGGGCUCAUGCCCUACACAAGCCCAGGGUCCAUACCCUACACGAGCCCAGGAUCCAUGCCCUACACGAGCCCAGGGUCCAUGCCCUACACGAGCCCAGGGUCCAUGCCCUACAAGAGCCCAGAGUCCAUGCCCUACAAGAGCCCAGGGUCCAUGCCCUACACACGAGCCCAGGGGUCCAUGUCCUACACGAGCCCAGGGUCCAUGCCCUACACGAGCCCAGGGCUCAUGCCCUACACAAGCCCAGGGUCCAUACCCUACACGAGCCCAGGAUCCAUGCCCUACACGAGCCCAGGGUCCAUGCCCUACACGAGCCCAGGGUCCAUGCCCUACAAGAGCCCAGAGUCCAUGCCCCACAAGAGCCCAGAGUCCAUGCCCUACACGAGCCCAGGGUCCAUGCCCUACACGAGCCCAGGGUCCAUGCCCUACAAGAGCCCAGAGUCCAUGCCCUACACGAGCCCAGGGCUCAUGCCCUACACGAGCCCAGGGUCCAUGCCCUACAAGAGCCCAGAGUCCAUGCCCUACUCGAGCCCAGGGUCCAUGCCCUACAAGAGCCCAGAGUCCAUGCCCUACACGAGCCCAGGGUCCAUGCCCUACACGAGCCCAGGGUCCAUGCCCUACAAGAGCCCAGAGUCCAUGCCCUACACGAGCCCAGGAUCCAUGCCCUACAAGAGCCCAGGGUCCAUGCCCUACACGAGCCCAGGGUCCAUGCCCUACAAGAGCCCAGAGUCCAUGCCCUACACGAGCCCAGGGUCCAUGCCCUACACGAGCCCAGAGUCCAUGCCCGAUCCACAGGUGCUUUCAGGCCAAAACGCCUCCUUCUGGAUUUUCGCUUUUCCUCAUCUUUUCUUUUUUUCCUAA